AUGAUCUUGGAGGAUACCGUUAAAUACUUGCGUAUUGCGAAGACUCCCGAGGAUGUCGCCAACUGGAGAUUGGUGUAUAACUUUAUCGUGGAAACGAAAUACUUUCUCGAGCAUUACGAUAGUAUCAUCGAAACUUGGGAUCUAUGUGAUAAAGAAUUUCUAAUGCUGCUGUGGCAACUGGAAGAAUUGCUUACGGAGUUGUUGUACAAAUAUACCACAGUUUCAACGGAGUACCUACGCCCUGUGUCACUCCCAACUGUUGAAAUCAAGUGCUGUAAUAUAUUGUUCGAAAAAUCUUCUCAACUCUUUCGGCAUUACUACACAGUUCAUCAUACUCCAGCCCGGCUAAACGAUGUGCGCUAUUGUGAGAUGAAGGCUGGCCUGUUGAAGUUGGAUUUCUACCGUCGAAGCGUAAAGUACUACCUAGAGUUCGGCAACUGGGCAGACCACGUGCUAUGUCUGUACCUUAAACGUAUAUACAAGAAAUUAAAUCAUACUCUGGAUCCGUUUCGGGAAUCAUAA
Messenger RNA from Sabethes cyaneus, 522 nucleotides. RefSeq lists its product as uncharacterized. The coding region runs from base 1 to 522 and encodes 173 amino acids. Lineage: Eukaryota; Metazoa; Arthropoda; Insecta; Diptera; Culicidae. The record is from RefSeq and is a predicted model, not a curated record. The transcript is spliced from 4 exons.